UUACCAUAGAUAUCUACCGUCAUCCUGAAUCUUGGUAUAGUCUACCAAUCCGAACAUCAAUCAAUACUAAGAUUGAUAAAGCAUCUACCACAAGGGAAUAGUCUGUAAAUUCCUCGACUAGCAUUCUCUCUCAUUCUCAUUGCCAUUGCUUUCCAUCUCAUAUAAAAAUGUACCUCCGCGCCAUCCACGCAGAAUCCAACAUCCCCCUCCUCCAACAAUUCAUUCGCGACAACCCCCUCGGCAUCUUAACAACAGCCAUCAAAUCCCCGCUCUACCCAUUCCUUCAAUCGAGCCAUAUCCCAUUUAUCCUGGAUGUGCCAGACAUAACAACCCCAGGAAUCAGCACCGAAAAUGAAAAUAAUGAAAAUGAGGCAGUAGAACAAAAGCCAUUGGGCAUUCUUCGCGGCCACAUCGCAAAACAAAACCCCCAAGCAAAAGCAUUGAUCGAUCUAGCCUCUACCCUCACCAACAACAACAACAAAGAAGCAAGUCUAAAUCCCACCCCCGAACUCCCAGACGAAGUCCUAAUCCUCUUCAACGGCCCAUGUCACCACUACGUCACACCCAAAUUCUACAAAGAGACAAAACCGGACACGGGAAAGGUAGUGCCCACGUGGAACUACGCCGCCGUGCAGGCGUAUGGGAAGAUACGGAUCUAUGCGGACUCAAGGGAUGAAAGAACGAACGCGUUUCUGCAGAGGCAAGUGGAGGAUUUGAGUUCCUUUGCUGAGAGGGAAAUCAUGGGAUAUACCGGAACCGGUGCUGUCACCGAUGCGGGGGAGAAACCGUGGGCGGUUUCGGAUGCACCCAGUUCGUAUGUUGAGAUUCUCAAGAGGAAUAUUGUUGGGAUGGAAGUCAGGAUUGAACGGUUGCAGGGAAAGUGGAAGAUGAGUCAGGAGAUGAAGGAGGGGGAUCGGGAGGGUGUUGUUGAGGGGUUUGAGAAGUUGGGGAGUGAUGUUGGUAGGGAGAUUGCGCGGACUGUCAGGGAGCGCGCUGAAUUGAUACGCCAGUAGAUUCAUUAAAAUACAGCAGAUAAUUCUGAAGGAAAACCGACUAGAAAACCGACUAACCGACCCCUACGGUAACCUUCGGGGUCGCGCGUAUUGCGCGACCCUGACAACCACCCGAGCACCCC
Molecule: messenger RNA, 1135 nt
Organism: Monascus purpureus
Lineage: Eukaryota; Fungi; Ascomycota; Eurotiomycetes; Eurotiales; Aspergillaceae
Source: the annotation of a GenBank genome assembly